AUGGUCACUACAAGUGAUCAAGAGGAUGAAGACAAGCAAAGCAAACUCUCCCAACAGCCUGAAAACAACUUAACAGAAGAGGAGGAUAGAGAUCACCAAGAACCAGAAAUCUCACAACAAGAGUUGCUGAAGCUCUAUGCACCAUUUCCCCAACUGCUCAAUGGUGCUGUGGGGAAGAGAAUAUACUCAAGGAACUUCUUCCCAGGAAAAAGCUCACUCAAAGGAGGCCAAACUAUAGUGUUAAACAAGGAAUGUAGUGUCCUUAUCCAACCUGAGUUGCCUGCAAAAAGAAAAGACCCAGGGAGUUUUCACAUCCCCUGUGCCAUAGGAGAAACAUUGUUCGAUAGAGCACUCUGUGACUUGGGGGCAAGCAUCAACUUACUGCUAUUAUCCUUGGUAAAGAGGCUGCAGAUCAAUGAGAUAAUGCCUACAGAUGUGGUCAUCAGAUUGGCUGACAAGACUCAAAAGCAAGCAAUAGGAGUGGUGGAAAAUGUGUUACUAAAGGUUGGGAAAUACUUUCUCCCAACAGACUUUGUCAUCCUGGACAUGGAAGAGAGUCACAUUCACCCAAUCAUAUUGGGAAAACCAUUCCUAGCUACAGCCAGAGCACUCAUAGAUGUGGAGAAAGGGGAGCUAAUAUUAAGGAUCCAUGAUGAACGGCUCAGCUUUAAUGUCUUCAAACUCUCACAAGAAGCAGACCAAGAGCAUAAAGAACCAAGUAAAGAUCAUGAUGAGAUGCUGAAGGAGGAAGCAAGCACUGAAGCACACCCAACCUAUCUGGAGACUCCUUUGGUUGAUAAACAAGGGAAACAGCAACUACCACAGCUCAAGGAAAAGUUAGAAGAACCUAAACCUCUAGAGGCAUGUGAAGACAACAUCACAAAUCCCUUAGAAAAAGAAGUCAUCAAGAGCAAGACAAUAUCAAAGGACACAAGGAAGAAAGUACCAAGAAAGUGGAGGAACAAAAAGAUCCCUACGGAAGACUUCUCUCCAGAAGAUAGAGUGAUCUCAGCUUACUUCCCAGAUAUCCCCCCUAAUCUCCCCACUAUACCAUCUCAGUUACCGAAAGUCUUCACAAUCAACAGAGUUCUCUCCCUGGAACAUGUAGAGAUCAUUGAUACAACCAAUGGAUACAAGUCCACAGCGAGAGGGGAGGACUUCAAGCAUUACCAACCACCCUGA
Messenger RNA from Arachis stenosperma, 1182 nucleotides. RefSeq lists its product as uncharacterized. Bases 1 to 1182 code for a protein of 393 amino acids. Lineage: Eukaryota; Viridiplantae; Streptophyta; Magnoliopsida; Fabales; Fabaceae. The transcript is spliced from 2 exons. The record is from RefSeq and is a predicted model, not a curated record.